AUUUAAAUACACUAACUAAUGACGUGAGAAAACUUAUGGAUGCAGCAACAAAUCAUAAGACGCCACGUGACAAUCUUGAUCGCUCUAUAAAAAACCAAACCUGCUCUUCUUUGGUCGCUACAGCAAAAAUAACAAUAAACAAGAUAAAUGGAGGGUCUAAUUCCGUUAGUAUACAAAGCCGUCAUGCAAAUCCGUUACGGUAACGAGUCGCAGCAACUUUCUUCUUCUUACUACGUUCGUCUUCCCGGUGAUUCGGGUCGGUUUGUAAGAUCCGAUUUAGAUGUAUCGGGUCCUGGAUCUAAUUCCUCCAAUAGGGCGUCGUCGUCGACAAGCACAACUACGUUUGCUGUUUACGCGGGAGUCCAGUCACCUGUUUCUCGUCAGGUUGUCACGUGAUUCACACGCGCUUUUUGAAGGAACCUGAAGUUGCGUGUGAGGGAAGGGUUCGUGACUUUUGUUUUGUGCGUUUUUUUUUUGUAAGUUAGGCUUGGACCGGUUUAAUAAACCUGAUGUAAUAAUUCGGUUUGGAAAAUUGAUUUCUCUAAGCGUAGACUUUAACCCAAAAGGGUGGUCUCGUGGCUUUUGAUUUGUCAAUUGUGUGUUUUCUUUUAAUUGUAUAAAGUUUCUAUGAAUAUAUUUAGUUUAUUCGAGAACAAUUGUAUGAAAUGUUUAGUUAAUGUUUUCAUGGUAUAUAGGUUGUAAAACAGGUUAAUUACGUUACAA
This is a messenger RNA of Arabidopsis thaliana (thale cress), 723 nucleotides long. RefSeq lists its product as uncharacterized. Bases 148 to 396 code for a protein of 82 amino acids. The transcript has a single exon. Lineage: Eukaryota; Viridiplantae; Streptophyta; Magnoliopsida; Brassicales; Brassicaceae. The record is from RefSeq and is marked reviewed.